Molecule: messenger RNA, 822 nt
Organism: Adineta ricciae
Lineage: Eukaryota; Metazoa; Rotifera; Eurotatoria; Adinetida; Adinetidae
Source: the annotation of a GenBank genome assembly
AUGUCGAUCUUGUUUCGAUCUUUAUCGAAAUUUCUUCCUAGACUCAGGUCGAUUACUGUUUUAUCGCGACCAUUGUCUGUGCAAAGCUCUGUAGAUCCUGAUGAAGUGAAUCGAUUUCGUCAGUUAUCCUCCUCGUGGUGGAAUGAAACGGGCGAAUAUGCCGCAUUACAUUCACUGAACCAACUACGAAUACCGUUUGUUCGUGAACAGUUACUUCAAUCAUCAACUCAAACGAACGACGUUAUCAAACCAUUGAAAGGUUUUAAACUACUGGAUGUCGGUUGUGGCGGUGGAAUUCUUAGUGAACCAUUAGCACGACUGGGUGCUUCAGUAUUGGGGAUCGAUGCUGUUUCCGAGAAUAUCUCUACAGCUCGAUUUCAUAUCGAGCCGUCGUUGAAACACAAUUUAAACUAUAAAGAUGUGACACUCGAAGAGCUAUGCGAAAAUGUUGAACAUAUCGAAAAAUACGAUGCUAUCAUUGCUUCCGAAGUUGUCGAACAUAUCAAUGACGUUGACAGCUUUAUUGGCAACAUAGGAAAAUUAUUAAAACCCAAAGGCCUUUGCUUUAUAACGACAUUGAAUCAAACGGCUGCGUCUUAUUUUCUCGGUGUUAUCGCUGCUGAAUAUAUUUUUCGAAUUGUUCCACCUGGUACUCAUACAUGGAACAAAUUUAUUCGUCCAUCUGACCUCGUUAUCUUAUUCGAGAAAAACGGCUUCUCUGUUCUUGUCAACAAUGGAAUGGUAUACAAUCCUAUAACAAAUCGAUGGUCAUGGUCAACAAGUAAAGCCAUCAACUAUGCGAUAUGUGCAGCAAAAAACUAG